AUGUUCAAAUCCUUGAUCUAUGAUCUGUGAUCAAAUUCAAGCAUUUUUUUAAAGAUUAUAGGUUUGUGUGAAUAUUUUCUAUAAUGUCUUCCAAUAUAAUUACCUAGAGAUAUUUUUAAUUUCCUCUCACCUUCUAUGUUUUUUACAAACACAGUGGGCUGCUGGCUGACUGCCACAGCGCCUCUGCCACCGGAUUUAGCAAGUUUUCUUGAGGAAAACUCUGUAGAAGCUUCAUAAAAAAGUUUACUUUUAAGCGUCGUCCUAGAGGAAGACGGCGUGCCCUGAAGCCGAUUCCACAGCAGGGUAAUCUGUUCACCGAAGUUACAUCUUGCUGUGGCUUCUGUUUAACUGCGACACCUUCCCUGAGGGGGCUGGGUGGAGGUAUUGCUGCCAGUUAAUUAAACGUUUUACCCUGUGUUUCUGUGGCUAACUCUGUCUAGAGAUGCUCCAAUCCGAUAAUGUUGAAAAAAAGUCUAGAAUGGGUAUUGGUGACAAGGUGUCUGACCCAUAAGAGCUGAUCUAUUCAGUCUCAUUCUAUGCUCUGUGCAAUAUAAAUAAGAAAAAUAAAAGCCACACACCUCCAGAAUUAAGUUUUUUUCCCUUUAUGUUGAAACAAUUGCCUUUAUUUGAACAUAAAAGUUAUGUUUUUUUAAAAAAUAGUGCCCCCUUGUUCCCUCUUUGUGUUCUGUUUUUGUUUUGUUAUAAAUAGAAAUUGUAAAGAGAAGGAAUUUUAUAAUUGAUCACAGACUGGAACUGUGACCUCGACGUGGAAACAAGCUUUUCUGUAAUCUUCUCAAAGUUUCAAAAAUAAAGAAUAUAAACAAAAAGGAUUAUGUGUUGUUGCAAAGGCAAUUUCAAGUUAGGUGGUCCAGGUGUGUUUUUUGGACAGGUCAGACAGUCGUUGAUCUGUUUUCACGUUGGCCAGGAUUCUCUUGCAGAAUGGAAUCUAUUUUGCUGCCUACAGAAAGUCGCAUAUAUCUUAACUGAGCCUUAGAAUUAGAGUUAAUUCAAACAAUUGCUGACUUAUUCUAAGACCACCUCAAAAAACCUGUCUGAGGAAACUGUCUACAUACUGUGUGUGUAUUUAUCGCUGUCCAGGUGGGAUGGUAUCAGCAACCAUUGCAACAGUUUGGUGAAGCCACUUCAAACCCGCAGCAGAGCAGCAGCACAAACCAAACACUGCCUGCCAUUUCUUAGGCAACAGUCUUCACAAUGACCACUAUUCAAAGUAGUACUGAUGUGUGCCAUAAUAGGAGCCAGGCCCAGAAUUUUCUAUUGUGUCUGCCUGUGUAUGUUGUGUUUGUUUAUCUGGGCAGCAGGCUGAAAUUGACACAAAGCACACAGAUGAUGGAUAGUGAGUGGAUGAGUUUUUCUUUUUGCUUUCUGUAAGUCACGAGGAAUUGACUGCUUUGGAAUUGCACUUCUACCAUAACAGCUCUUCAGCCUCUGUAGCUCGGACCUGACACCCUGAAAUAAGCUAAGCAGAGAAAAAAACCAAGUGCAAAGGUCGAGAGGACCAUUCACAGCAGUUCUCAAGUCUGCAUCAGUUCAUUCAUCUCUCCGUUUCAACACAUAGGUCUCUGGAAACUACCUUAUAACAUGAUGAAAACCACCAGAACUCUGUGCCUGUUUCUGCUGUUCCUGCUCCACCCUGCUGAAGCAGACCCAGCUCUUUCAACUACCACCAUGGAUUUACCCACAUCCCAAGACCAAACAGGCAGCCCAACAUUUACAGCAGAGUCCCACCUCACAGCAACUUACCAUGAAAACCCAGCUGUUGCAAUCAACGCCACUGGUGGCGACUGCUUAAUUGACACUGAGAUGGGUCUCAUUGCCAUUGGUUCAGCAGGAGGAUUAAUCCUCUGCUUACUGGUUACAACAUCUGUGCUUGCAUGUCAGAUCUGUGUCCUUCAGCACCGGGUCUACAUCCCCCGAAGUCGCCGAUCUAACACGGACAUAAGUGGUACUCACUACUGGGAAGCAGAUCAAACAGAGAUAGAAGGGCUGGUUGGCCUGUGUGAUACUACUGUUAUGCUAGAGGAGGUGAGAACAGACGGUACGACUGACAUACAGGAGGCUAAGAAGGAAGCUUGGGCAGGACUUGAUGAAGGGAAAACAACUUCUACUGAACCUGAAGAAAGAGUCUUUCAGAUCCAGAGCUCCAGUUCUAAGGAUUCCUGUUUGGAGGUCCCCAAGGAUUUGGAAGACAUGCCUCUUGUUGUAUAAAAUGGUAACUCACUCCUGUCUAAGCAUACCAAAUUUGUUAUGUUGUCUUUAUUCUUAUUUUUUUAGAAACUAAAGUUAUUAUAAAACGUAAGGCUACUUAGAUAUUAAAAAAUUGGGAUUAUCUUUAGAAUUUAAGAUUGAUUUAAAUUUAAAAAGAAACCAAUAAACCAACACUGAUAGCAGAUUAUAAAUUGUACAGUUUUUGAAAAAGUUUAGCUGUGUCAAAAUAGUUUUUUCACUAACAGAUUCAAGUUCAAAUAUGAAAAAAGUGUUUAUACACAAAGCAAAGUUUGAUGUUUGAGCUGUAUGAUGCUACAGAACUACUUUUGGUCACUAUCAAUUAAACAAAUAAAGGAAAAAGAAAAUACUGAAAACGAAGAAAUAAGUAUGUGAGAUACUCAUGUUUAUAAAAUAUGAGAAAUCAGAAAGAAUAUUUUAAGAUUUCAGUUAGAACAGAGUUCAUCCAGGCCAAAUUAGGAAGAAUUAUUUUGACAUCCCAAUGUGUGCAAUUUUAAUCAAAAACUUCAUGAGAUUGUGGAAGAAAACAACACAUUUUUCCUGUGUUCAUAACAGAACAUCCUGUUUAUAAAGUGACCUUUAACCUCAUCUGACAGUCAAUAAGUGCUUUAGAGUGUAACUCUUAUUCAUACUUUUUCAAACACACUUAUGCAGUUCCUUGUGGAAGCAUUCAUGCCACUUCACAAUUAUGCAGUACUUUGUCUGGUUAUCAAAUAAAUCCUAAUAAAAUAAGGUUUGUGACUAAAACAUGACAAAAUAUCAACAGUUCAGGAGACAAUAAUAUAACAUGCAUUCUCUUCAGAUAGCGCUUUUUUUUUUUUUGAAGUCUCCAGGGUAAAAGGGUAACGGUAUGGAUCAAUGGAAAGUUUGGGGAUCGGUACCAAAUUAGAAAAACUUGAGAUAUGAAAUAAUAUUGGUGAAUGUCACAAUAAUGAUAUGAUUUGUGAUAAAUAAAUCAUUUUUAAAAAAAGCCUUGCAAUCUUUUUGCUUUGAGUUUAUAGCACACAUAGACUCUGGAUAAUGUGUGGUCUUUACAUCUCCUGUAUGAAAAAAGAAAAACAUAGCACAUAAAUAAUUAAGAGUGCACCAAUUGUAGUUUCCUGGUCAAUAGCCGAUUACCUAUCUUUAAAAGCCCUGACCUGCCAAUUCCAAUUUUGGCUCAUAGCAAUAGUUUUCUCUGAAAUGUUGCUAAAUAUAGCAAUUCAGUCGCCGAGUUGGCAACAGUGGGGUGACUAUUGUUAACUGUAAACGUCCAGACAUGACCUGGUGGGCCAGUCUGUCAGUCAUACCUCUAAUCGGAGAGCAGAAGAGGAAAGCAGUUGAUUUUUAGACAUUUGCUGAGGUAGAUAAGAUCGGUGGAUAAUAUCACUUCCAUAUUUAAGCACUGGCCAAUCACUGAUCUCCCAAGAUUAAGGAAAUCGGUGCCGAUAAAUAGGUGCACCCCUAUAAAUAAUCGCACAGGUAUUGCAGUCCAGCCAAGAAUCAAAAAACGUUUUUUGGUCCUUGUGUGUUCACACAAAGAAAUUUUGGUUGGUUAUUCUCUUCACAAGUGCAGAGAAUAAUAUGUGCCAGUCACAUGUAGAACUUAGAAGCACUAAUUUGAGGUGGGAUGUAUAGAAAAGCGCAAGUUACAGUUUUAUGUCAUCAACAGAUGAUUGUAUUUGUUUCUCUCAGCUGAAAUUUUUCCCACACUGGGGCAGAAAAAGUUUCAGUUCUAGGGAAAGAGCUGUCUCAAAGUCUGGUGGUGUGUGUUUUUAAGUUCCUGUACCGCUCUCCAGAAAGAAGCACAAUAAACAGUAUAUUGCCUGGGGAUCUCCAGCUAUACGUCUGGCCUUCUUCUGGAUCUGUUAUCAACAUGUCCACAUGUAGGAUUGGACUUACCAGAACAUAAGUACUCUCUUACUAAGCUGCAGCUGUGCAACAACAAACAAGAAUAAAUUUUUUAAAAAAUCCUAGAAAUCUAAUCAAGAUGGGACACAGCUGAUCUUAUGUGCAGUCAAAGCAGUUCUUAAAAUGCAGAUGAUGUGAAACUGAUGAUCUAUAGAGUUAUACAGAUGUUCAACCAGAACUUCCAAAUAGGUACUUGUGAACAAAAGUUUUGGUACCCCUCUAUCAAUGACCAAAAAGCCCAUAAUGUUCACCAAAAUAACUUGAAAAUGACAAGUUUCAAAUAAAAAUGGACUACCGUGAAAACCAGACAUUGCUUUUGAAAUGUGGCUCAGCAGAAUCAUUAAAAAAAUCAACUAAUGAAACAGACCUGGACGACAAUACUGAUGUACAUCCUCUAAUUAACAUUACCUUAUACUUCUAUAAAGGCUGAAGUCCUUAAACAUCUGCAAAAAAAAUGCUGCAGAUGUUUUAUGAGUGUAUUGCUUUAUUUAACUACUGUAAUCAGUUAUUUUAUCUAUUUUAAUGGGGAAUUCUUACAUUAGUUUUGACAGAAAGUAACUGGAAUAGUCUUUGACAGGAAACUAAAGAGAAGUUCAAUUCUCUUCAGAAUUUAGCUUCUAAAUUUGAAGUUUUGUCUUAGAUGAAAUGACACAACUUUUGUCUUACAUCAACUUUACAUCUAUCUAGUGUUUAGCAAAAUAGUUGGAGAGCACACAUGGUUGUCAGUUUGAAAUGUCUCAUUUCCUGUCAGUGAGGAAAGCGUCGGUUUCAACAUCUCAAAAAGGUGGGGUUAUUUUCUGCUCUUAGUUCCUGCUUUUUUCAGUCAACAUUAUAUGUUAAGCCUAACAGGUUAAUAUUCGAACUAUUAAUACAUCUUGACAACAAACCUGGGUUAUCCUUGUAGAGUCACAGUGUGAAGCACCAGGGGCGUGUAACAGAAGAUCCGAGGCCAAAAUGACCAGCUUUACCUUCAUUCUUUUUCUGCCAAUGGCAGCAAUCAGCACAGUAAAAUCUGAGCUGCAAAUCAUCACCACAGAUGUGACAACAGGCAAAAUGACCCAAAACACCCAGUUGGCAACACGACAGCCAUCAACUUUAGAACAGCUGUCAGAAAUCCCGUCCGUCAACAUUACAACAACUACCAGUGUUGAUAGGACUACACCAGAGGACCCAAGAAUCUCUACUCCUUCACUGCACACAAGUCAGAUGACGCUUCCAGGAAUACUUUCAGUAAAUACUGAGAGAGCAUCAACUCUCACCAGUUCAUCAAAUACACCAACUGUUAAGUCUAACGUUCGGAAAUCCAUAACAACGAAUCUGACUAGUCAGACAAGCCAGCGAAUCAACAAUUCAACAGCACCCCCGAUGCUAAGCAACAUUACACAAAACCGCGGCACACAGAGAAUAUCAACCUCACAGACCAAGUUAAAUGAAGUGACCUCCUCAUUUAUACCUUCAUCCACAUUGAUGGCCAUUCAUACGAAAACCACAUCUAUCAAGCCUGAAGAAAGAAAAUCUAAAAGUACCAAGCAAGUUCCAGGUGGUGAUACAUCCCAACCCUCCACCUCAGAGACGUCAAUCAUUGACAAGGCAGAGAAAAAAGGUUCACAAGACAGCAAAGUUGUGGCAGCAAUAAUAGGUUCAAUGCUGUCACUGAUGAUUGUGGGAUUUCUGCUCAUAUACAUCCGCAAACAUAGACUUCAGAAGGAGCAGACGGCUACUAGUUGGGCAGGUCCUUCGCCACUAUUGGAUGGGGAAGCUAACAAUGGCAAUGUGGUAUUGGGAUCAUCCAACCGAAUUUCCCUGACCAGUUUUCUGCCUCAAAGACUUUCAAAGACAUUCUCUUUACUUCCAGAAACAAAUGAGAUGACAGAUAUCACGUCAAGCGCCACAUUAGAAGAAAAACACCAAGGAAGCACCUUUGGUCAAGCUAUCGAUGGAAAUGAUGCACAGGAAAAAUAGUUUGCAGCUGCUGUUCUAGAAGAGAACACUGGAAGUGAAACUGAAGAGAUAGCUGUAAUGUCUGCCACAGAGAUCUCUUUAGUGAACCAACAGUUGUCCUCAGACACAGUCGUUCUGGUAUUUGGAGUUUUCAGCUUUCACGGAAAAACAAAAGGUGGCCAUACAUGGUCAUAAGGCCUCUUAUUAAUCUGAAAGCUGUAUGCAGUUAGUGUCCUGUCUGAGACUGGAUUUUGGGGCACUGUGAAAAUUUGUAUCAUGUUCCUUAAUCAAUAUUAAUACAGCUAUUACCUGGAUCAUUAUGAUCACAUCAGCACACAGAAACUAAACCUACAAAAUCAAAAAAUAUGGCUAUCAGAAAUUAUCUGAAUCUUUUUUUCUUGGGGAAUUUAUUUGGAUAGUACAAAAUGCAACUCCGUAUGUUUAGAUCUAUCUUGCACUUUAAUGAAAAGCAGAAGGAAGUGUUGUAAGAGGAACACACAGCAAGAUACAAUGUUGCCGACAUGCCACAUGCUUGAUUUGCUCUCCACACAGUAAUACAGAAUGCACUGUGAACAAAAGAUCUUCAAAACACCAUCAUGAGACCAUAUGCAAGGAAAUAUAAACUCAAUAAGCAGGAUAUCACAAAUGAGUUUAGAUUUAAGGACCUAGAAAACUAAAUAUGGAGUUUUUGAAUCAGGCAUUUCUUCUUUAACCACUUCAAGGUGUUUUAUAAUGCAACACAAAUGC
Molecule: messenger RNA, 6822 nt
Organism: Xiphophorus couchianus (Monterrey platyfish)
Lineage: Eukaryota; Metazoa; Chordata; Actinopteri; Cyprinodontiformes; Poeciliidae
Product: protein EVI2B
Exons: 4
Coding region: 5089-6096 (335 amino acids)
Source: RefSeq, a predicted model, not a curated record